AUUAACAUGACACAUUUGUAUAGUGACAGCCAAAAGAUAAGGGUUCGCCAAUUAAGUGUUUUGGAUGAUAAACAUCAUGAUAACACCACUAAGAAGAUAUCGUCUUUAUUAAAAGACCACCAAUCUUACAUGAAAAUAUUAAAGAACAAAGGCUACACCAUCAUUGGAUAUUGUAGAAGAUCCGAUCUCAGAAAAAGAGAAAAAAUCUCCAAAGCCUACUGCAACAAAUGAUGGACAAUCUGUGCCGAUGCUCUUUGGCCGACCGCGUGUUCGUUUUGUCAUGUUGCAACGCCAAUGUGCCUUUGCUACAAAGAGAUAUGAAUAGCGAAACGGUGCUUUUCUCAUCCAUGGUGAUUCAAAAGAUAAACGAAAGAUUUGCAUUGUAUACUUGGAUUAUGCCGGUUUAACUAUAGAUACCCUCGACCUCCA
Messenger RNA from Rhizopus microsporus ATCC 52813, 429 nucleotides. RefSeq lists its product as uncharacterized. The coding region runs from base 7 to 231 and encodes 74 amino acids. The transcript is spliced from 3 exons. NCBI's taxonomy places the organism in Eukaryota, Fungi, Mucoromycota, Mucoromycetes, Mucorales, Rhizopodaceae. The record is from RefSeq and is a predicted model, not a curated record.